Molecule: messenger RNA, 1137 nt
Organism: Caenorhabditis elegans
Lineage: Eukaryota; Metazoa; Nematoda; Chromadorea; Rhabditida; Rhabditidae
Gene: Y47H10A.3
Product: Decapping nuclease
Exons: 4
Coding region: 94-1095 (333 amino acids)
Cellular component (GO): nucleus
Source: RefSeq, marked reviewed
CUUAUCAGGUCUUAUAAUACCUAACACAUUUGGUUGUUUGUUUGUUUAUUCGUUGAGCAAUUCUUUUUAUUUUUUUCGUACUCACAAUCAGUCAUGAAUCUUACUAAAAUUAAAGUUACAACUAUUGGAUAUUAUCAUCGAGAUGGAGAUAUGCACGUGACUCCUGGUCUUCUACCGAAAAAGCUUAACACAACAUGUCUGAAACCGUUUAAAAGUAAAGAGGAAUUUCCAAAUAUGAACAUAGAGGUUCUAGAUUCUGGAAAAGGAGAAUUAAUGAUGGAAUCUCUCCUGGAUUAUGUCCACCAAACAAAUUGUCUGACAACCGUAAAACCAGAUUUCGUAACCAAUAAGCAACUUCUCGUAGUAAUUGCUGGCUCUGGUCCAGCUGUCAUUUUUGCAUACCAGAGAAAUGGAAUCAUAUUUAUUCUGAAAUACACUGAGGAACAAACUUCUACAAUUAACAAGGGAGGGGUUUUCGAGCAUUUUUGUACGAAAACUCGGGAUGAAGAGCAAUUGGAGCCAGAUGAGACUGUCAGGAAGGCGGUGUUCACAGCGGAGAUCCCACGUGGCAAUGGGGAUACCUUCAAGGUGAUGUAUUCCGGUCAGAUCGAUGCGAUUGAUGAUGAAGAAAACCGUCAACACUAUGAGCUGAAGGUGUUCAGUGGGGGGCUCAACGAGUACUUUUGGAAGAAGCGGAGUUUACAAACUUACUGGCAGGCCUUUUUUGGAAAUGUUCCCGUUUUGAUAAUUGGCUCGAGAACAGGCUUGUACGAGCGAGACCCAAAAACUAUGCCGCCGAACAGUUGGCCACCAUUCUCCGUUUAUUACGUACAAAAACUGAAACGUGACAGAAUCCCAUCAACUGCUGCAGUACGUGCAAGACGCGAACGAAUGGAUCAGGUACCAAAAUGGAGGCCUUCGGAAGGCGAGGAAAAUGUCAGAUCUUUCUUGAAUCUGGUCAAGGACCAGAUGAAAAACGAUGAGGACAGCUUUAUAUUUUCUAAGUCUGAGGAUGAUUCCAAUUGGAAAUUCUGUAGAGAUGAGGAAUUUGUAUCGAAAUUCCGUGAUGUUGUGUUGCAUUUCAUUGAUUUCUAACAGAUUUUUAUGGGUACCCCAGCAAUAAAUAAUUUUAACAUA